Molecule: messenger RNA, 1782 nt
Organism: Trichomonas vaginalis G3
Lineage: Eukaryota; Parabasalia; Trichomonadida; Trichomonadidae
Exons: 1
Coding region: 1-1782 (593 amino acids)
Source: RefSeq, a predicted model, not a curated record
AUGUCGAAGUUUGAGCGUUCAAUCACUCAAACUAUCAACAAAGGAGGUACUCAGAUCAAAAAACGUUUUAAUGUUCAUGUUGCUGUGGACCAACAGCUUUCAGAGUUACAAUCUCAAGUUGAUAAAAUUAUUUCUUACGAAGAACAUAUAAAAUCACGAAUAAAGUUUAACGAGUUGAAGAAUGAUGCAAAAGAGAAAGAACUACGAAAAGAUAUGGGUGGAUUUCAGAAUACAUAUUCUGUUACAUUAAAGAAUAUUCACGAUGAGGCUGAAUCACUUAUUAUUUCACGUAACAAGCUAAUUCAACAACUACAAAAUACAAAAGAAAAGAUGAUUUUAUAUGAUGAGAAAAUUCAUGAAUAUCAGGCAUAUAUAGAAAAAUUAGAAUCUCGUGAAGUCAAACUAGGGCAGAAGCAAACUAUAUUUACCAACAAAUAUUCAGACUUACCUAAUCACAUUGCAUUAAAUAAUCUCAUGCAUCAAAGAGAAGAAAGAAUUACUAAAUACACUGGUGAUAUCGAUAAAAUUGAACUUGAAAUAGCCGAUUUACAUAGUGCAAUGCAAUACUCAGACAAUAAAAUUAAAAAAAUUCAAGAUCAGUCUCAAAAGAUCAAAGAAAAGGUUGAAGAACUUUCCAAUUAUAAGAAUCAACUAGAAAAGCAAAAUGAGUCUAUUAUUGAUGAAAUUAAAGCUAAGCUGAAAGAAGAUUUAGAUAAAUCAUAUAAAUUUAAUGAACAAUAUAUACUUCUUCAUAAUGAACAUGUUCAAAUUACCAAGAAAAUAUCAGAACUAUCUACUCAAUAUAUGAAACUUGAUGUCAAACAGCAAAACACUGAAAAUGCUGUUGUAAUUACAGGAUCAAAUCCAGAAACACUUACUUUAGAUCCAACAACCUUUCCAAAUGUUGAAAAAAUCAUGGAUCAGUUGAAAACAAAAAUUGAUGACUUCGAUCAAACAAUGGAAGCAAGAACAAAAACAGCAACAGAGAAGUUGAAGAUUCUCACUGAAGAAAAAGAAAAAGUUGCAAAAGAAAUAAAAUAUUAUACUGAUUACAAUGAAAAUUUGAAUAAAAUAAUCAACGAAAAAGAGAAAAAGGCUGAAGAAUACACGCAAAAGAUCAAUGAUCUUGAAUCCCACAAAGAAGAAACUCAAGAAGAAAAACCAAAAGAAUCUAAAAAUGAUUGUGUUUUGUGUAACAUGUAUUUCAAUAAAGAUCGAGGAGUUAGAAUCUCUGCUCAAAUUGCUUCAAUGAGACAAGUUAAAGCAGAAGAGAAUCUGAAAUGCGAAAUCAAUAAACUAACACAACAAUCAGAAGUUUUGAAGACAGAGAUUGCGAGAAUCACACGUGAAAACGGUUUAUUGUUUGCUAAAGUUCGAUCAUAUCAAAUCAAACUUGAAAAAAUCUUUUCGAAACAGAGUGAAAGGAUCGAUAAUUUCCAUGAUAUUGUUAGGAAAGAAGUAAAUCCUGACUUAUUACAAUUAGUUACAGAGUUAACAAAUGAACGCAAAGAGAGAAGAGCUAAGAAUGCAGAAAGAUUUGAUAGGAUGGAGAAAAAGAAAGAUCUUUUUGGAAAACUCAACCAACUUCUUGCCUUGAGAAGGAGGGAGAAAGAUAGAGUUCCUGAGUCCAAGAUUGCACAAGAGUUUAAUGAGAUUGAUGAAUUAACAACUAAGAUUCAAUUAGAAUUAAUAAAUUGGCGGACGCUUAGACCAAAUGGGGAGGAUCAAAUGCUUUUAGAUAGAUGGAAUGCAUUCCUCCCAGAAAUAAAUUGUUUGUUAUAA